Molecule: messenger RNA, 2138 nt
Organism: Zalophus californianus (California sea lion)
Lineage: Eukaryota; Metazoa; Chordata; Mammalia; Carnivora; Otariidae
Gene: DCAKD
Product: dephospho-CoA kinase domain containing
Exons: 5
Coding region: 313-1008 (231 amino acids)
Biological process (GO): coenzyme A biosynthetic process
Molecular function (GO): dephospho-CoA kinase activity; ATP binding
Source: RefSeq, a predicted model, not a curated record
GGGGCCCAAGGUUGGCGGGGCCGACGCUCCGCAACCGGGCGGCCGCGUGGCAUGCUGGGAAUUGUAGUUCGGUGCUUGCUUAGGGUUUCGGGAUGAAGCGCCAAAAUCCAAGGUUUGACCUCAGCCUGCCCUUGCCAGUGCCUCGGCCACAGGUGAGCCGUUAUUGGCUACCGUUAAGGACCGUUACCAUUACCGGGCAGGUCCUUCUGGCAUUCCUGGGGCGGGCCAUCCCAACCAGCCACGCGUGCCCUACUCCAGUGAUUCCUCGGCUCCUGGUUCAGCAUUCUCACUGGCCUCCUCUUUCCUGGGAAGAUGUUCCUGGUGGGCCUCACAGGGGGCAUUGCCUCGGGCAAGAGCUCGGUGAUCCAGGUGUUCCAGCAGCUGGGCUGUGCGGUGAUUGAUGUUGACGUCAUCGCCCGCCACGUUGUCCAGCCUGGAUACCCUGCCCACCGGCGCAUCGUGGAGGCCUUUGGCACUGAGGUUUUGCUGGAGAAUGGUGACAUCAAUCGCAAGGUCCUGGGGGACCUGAUCUUUAACCAGCCUGACCGGCGGCAUCUGCUCAACACCAUCACCCACCCUGAGAUCCGCAAGGAAAUGAUGAAGGAGACCUUCAAGUAUUUCCUCCGAGGAUACCGCUAUGUGAUCCUGGACAUCCCCCUGCUGUUUGAGACCAAGAAGCUGCUCAAGUACAUGAAGCACACGGUGGUGGUGUACUGUGACCGAGACACACAGCUGGCACGGCUGAUGCAGCGGAACAGCCUGAACCGGGAGGACGCAGAGGCCCGGAUCGAGGCCCAGCUGCCCCUGAAGGACAAGGCCCGCAUGGCCCGCCAUGUCCUAGACAACUCAGGGGAGUGGAGCAGCACCAGACGCCAGGUCAUCCUCCUGCACGCCGAGCUGGAGCGCUCCCUGGAGUACCUGCCCCUGAGGCUCGGGGUCCUGACAGGUCUAGUGGGCCUUGCCAGCCUCCUCUACCUGCUCACCCACUACCUCCUGCCCUCCCCCUAGCCGGGCACUCCCGACGCGUGCAGCGCCAGGCCUUGGUCUCCUCAGAGGCUGAAGCAGGUAACAAAUGCUUCCUGUUUCCUCCCAAGCCCAUCAACACACACACACACACACACACACACACACACACACACACACUCUCUCUCUCUCUCUCUCUCUCUCUCUCUCUCUCUCUCUCUCUCUCUCUGACUCUGGGCUGAGCCCGGCACUGCCCCCCUGCUCCCCCAACCCUUUGGAGUGCAUCCUGUCUGAGGCAGGGAAACCGCCUGUCAGUAAAUACUCCUCCCCACCUUCCGAGGGCCCCUCCAUCUGGACCCACCCACAGAAUGGUGCCCGUGAUGCGGCAUGAAAGCCAUGGUGGGAAACUGUUGUAAACUUCUUGGGGGUGCAGGCCAGGGACACAGUCUCUGUGUCCAUCGACAGUGUUUAAAACUGGGAGUUUCCCUGGGCUUGAACCCUCUCCAGGCACAUGCCCCAUCAUGACCAAAACCUGCAUCCUGGACCAGGGAAAUGAUUGUGGACCAAGGGCUGCCACCUUCGGACAGGAUUCUCCCCUAGGUUGAAGCCCUUGGCCAGGAUGCAGUGAGGACUCCCUUGUUGGUAAUGCUGUGGCGGGGCCUCGUGUGGGAUGACCCACUGCCCCACCUUGGAGUCGGCAGACUGGGUGGUGUUUAGCUUACUGUGAUGCUUUUUUAGCUUACUGAAAUGCCACCUUGGCAUUUCUCCGGCAUUCCCCGUACCCACUCCCCACCUGCCACCAGGCCGCCUCCCACUCCGUGUCUUCCUUGCCCUGAACUCUUAGUAGGUCCACACGCAUGAGGCUCUUUCCUGCCUCUGUGCCUUCGCCAUGCUGUUCCCUCACCUAGAAUACCUUUUAUUUCUCUAUAGCUGGAUAACUACCGAGCACCAUCUGGAACCCCAGGCUGGGUCGGGUGCUCUGGGAUAGCCCCCUGCCCAUCCCACCCUACCAUGUUUUACUUUAAUCCACAGAAUUGUAAUCAGCCAAAAGCUGGCUGGUCUCUUCUACUAGACUGUAAGCCUUUCGAGGGCUGGGACUGCGUCUUGUUUAUCUCCAUGUUCCUGGUGCAGAGCCUGACUCGCCAUUGGUGCUUAAUAAAAUAAGGUGUGUUGAU